CCCCUUGUCACGGUCACGAUAAGUCACACGCAUGCUGCAGUGUGACAAGCGCUCUGAGAAUCACAAGCCUCAUCCCCAAAAGGUCGAGAAAUUAUUGCUGGCUGAAAACGUGUCAUCGUUGCCCACCAUCGUCAUUGUUCUUGUUUUCCUCGCGGUUGUGGAGGUGUGUUGAGAGAUGGCUAGCUUGUUCUCCGCUAUUGACUGGUCCAAGCAAUCGCUUUGGAUAUCUGUCUUCUCCAUCGCGUUCAACCCAACCGCUUGGAAUAUCGUGGCGAGGAAUGAGUACCGGAACAAGACAAUUACACGUCUAUUUGGUGGGAACGCGAGAUAUGGCUGUUACUUCCUUGCUAUCUGCAUCUUCUUUGCAGGUAUCAUUCGUGAUACCUUGUACGAGCGUGCCCUGAACGAACAGCCAAGGCAACAGAUCCUCCCCCAGCCCUACGCUACCGUCGUACCAGCAAUCCUCUUUCUUCUAGGUCAAACAUUCGUGCUUACCUCAACAUGGGCUUUGGGCGUCACCGGAACGUUCCUUGGAGAUUAUUUUGGUAUCCUUAUGGACCAUCGGGUUGAAGGGUUCCCAUUCAAUGUCCUGAGGGACCCGAUGUACGUGGGCAGUACCAUGUGCUUUGCCGCUGGUGCACUAUGGUAUGAGCGACCUGUGGGAUUGCUUAUCACCCUUUACGUGUAUAUCGUAUACGUUAUUGCUCUCCGCUUCGAAGGUCCUUUCACGGACAUGAUCUACUCAAAACGUGCUGCUCAAACUUCCGAGUCGAAGAAGGAGCUAUGAAAUCUCUUUCGUGUCCUCAGCUCGUUCACCCCCCUCAACCACUGACAUUCAAAACACUCAUGCCUAGAACGAUCUUGAUGAUCCUCACGCACAUCACACAGACUCUCAUCAGUCCACACACCCAUAGAGACUACCACCCACACUAUCACUAGUACCGAGUAUAUUAGAGGUUUCAACUCCAUCUAAUAUGUAUAUAUUCUAGAAAUUGUAGAGUGGUGUGUAUGGUAUUCAUUUGAUUUGACCCG
Messenger RNA from Somion occarium, 1032 nucleotides. The record is from the annotation of a GenBank genome assembly. NCBI's taxonomy places the organism in Eukaryota, Fungi, Basidiomycota, Agaricomycetes, Polyporales, Cerrenaceae.